UCUCUCCGUUCUUGCUAACUUGGCAGCACACUGGAAAGCGACCAGAUGGAAUUCAGCACUGCCUUCUUAACAGAUUCCACACAUUUUAAAUUGUUUCGCACACAUUUUUAGCCGACUUUUCUGUCGACAAACAGCCCUGGCGUGAGCACAGGCGUCUAUCUGGGAGCUUCGGCUGCGCUGUGAACCGGGACAGAAGCGGUCAAGACAUUUACAGAUCCCCCCCACCAAACAUCUUCCCACUGUCCCAAAGGCGUGUGCACACGUGUCCGUCAUGCCGCUGUUUGGUAAAUCACACAAGAGUCCCGCUGACAUUGUCAAGACGUUGAAGGAAAACCUGGCCAUCCUGGUCAAACAGGACAAGAAGACAGACAAGGCCUCUGAGGAGGUGUCUAAGUGUUUGGUGUCCAUGAAGGAGAUCCUGUAUGGAAGCAAUGACAAGGAGCCCCACACCGAGACUGUGGCCCAGUUGGCCCAGGAGCUGUACAACAGCGGCCUGCUGAUCGCACUGGUAGAAAACCUGCAGGUCAUAGACUUUGAGGGGAAGAAGGACGUGUGUCAGAUCUUCAACAACAUCCUCAGGAGGCAGAUUGGGACGAGGAGCCCCACUGUUGAAUAUUUCUGCUCCCACCAGGAGGUCCUCUUCAUACUGCUGAAAGGAUAUGAGAUGCCCCAGGUGGCGCUAAAUUGUGGGAUCAUGCUGAGGGAGUGCAUCCGCCACGAGCCGCUCGCCAAGAUAGUUCUCCAUUCGGAGCAUUUCCACAAUUUUUUCAACUACGUGGAGAUGUCCACCUUCGACAUUGCUUCUGACGCAUUUGCCACAUUUAAGGACCUCCUGACGAGACACAAAGUGCUUGUGGCCGAAUUCCUCGAGCAGAACUACGAAGCUGUGUUUGCAGACUAUGAGAAGCUGCUGCACUCUGAGAACUACGUCACCAAGCGACAGUCUCUAAAGCUUCUAGGAGAGCUGUUAUUGGACAGACAUAACUUCACAGUCAUGACGCGGUACAUCAGCAAGACAGAGAACCUGAAGCUGAUGAUGAAUCUGCUCCGAGACAAGAGUGCCAACAUCCAGUUUGAGGCCUUCCACGUCUUCAAGGUGUUUGUAGCAAACCCCAACAAGACUCAGCCCAUCAUCGACAUCCUGCUCAAGAACCAGACCAAACUCAUCGACUUCUUGAGCAACUUCCAGAAGGACCGCACGGACGACGAGCAGUUCAACGACGAGAAGACCUACCUAAUCAAACAGAUCAGGGAUCUGAAGAAACCGGCUUCCUAGAGAAGCAUUCCUGCCUGCCAUCUACUUCAACUUUUUAUUAAUAGGAAGACAUAGAAAAAAAACACAUUAACAAUAAUGGUUACUCUAUUUGAAAAAAAAAUCUUUGAGACAUCAUUUGUCUUUUUUUUUUUUUUUUCCUCUUUGUCAGUCCAUUAAAAACUUGUGCAAGAGUAGUUCUUAAUCACUGAUCUUUUUUUGUAAUUUUUUUAAAUCUCAUCUGUAGCAUGUAGUGCCACAACUCAUGGUGUUGGAGGCAGCUGAUUUGCCUUGUUGGGGGAGAACUAGGGUUUUUUUUUUUUAAAAAAAAAAGCUUCAGCCAAAAUCCUCCGGGUGGAUGAGCAUUUUCUUUAAUCUUAUUAGUCUCUGCUUACAAAUGAAUUUGUAAAUUUUUAAAAGUAGUGGCUGCAAACCAGAAACAUGAAGAACUUUUUGUUUUCUUGGGAGAUGUGUGGUGAGGAUGUUGGUGUGUCUGGUUAGGACCAGGUGAAGUAUAUUUACAGCGUGAAUAUCUUAGUCAAUGCAUUCUUGGUCAUCGGUAAAAGCAAUUUUUUUUUUUUUUUUUUUUUUUUUUUUU
This is a messenger RNA of Pelmatolapia mariae (spotted tilapia), 1850 nucleotides long. RefSeq names its product calcium binding protein 39-like (gene cab39l). The coding region runs from base 272 to 1276 and encodes 334 amino acids. Gene Ontology annotation, molecular function: protein serine/threonine kinase activator activity. The record is from RefSeq and is a predicted model, not a curated record. Lineage: Eukaryota; Metazoa; Chordata; Actinopteri; Cichliformes; Cichlidae. The transcript is spliced from 9 exons. Gene Ontology annotation, biological process: intracellular signal transduction.